AUGCUGCGCGCGUCUACGUUGCAAAAGGCAGGCGCUCUCGCAAAACAUGGACUCGCCGUAGCCGCUCGACCUGACGGGCUAUUUCUUUCCCGACUUUCUGCUCUUUCCCUCACGCGACCAACUCGCUCAUAUGCAACCACUCCCAAACACAUUCGGAGACGACAAAAGGCUGCACUCGAGGCUGAGCGCCCACCUGCCUUCCUCCGUCAUGUCGAGCUUCUCCGACAUGCUCUCGAUGCAAACGACGUACGACAAAUAGCUUCUGCCUACAAUGUCCUCCGCAACAAGAUCCCACUCGGUGAUCAAGAUGUCGCAGACAUUGCAAAGGCUCUGCACACCUCCCUCAGACUGCUUUCGCAAUCUAUUCGACGAUCUCGCAUUCCUGCAGAGCUCAGCAAUCUCGCCGACCUCCUGGUCCUCGACAUUCAGGCCAAAGUCCUACCUCCGAGCUACGAUGCUCACCUGCAUCUCUUGAGCUUCUACAAAGAAUCAGCUGCUUUCGACAAGGGAACCGCCUUCUGGUCCUGGUUGGUAAAACAAGGCGACGACUAUGUCAACGCAAACUUGUAUGGUGUCGCCCUCGAGCUCUUUGCCUUCCAGGGUCGUCCCGCUGAGGAAACCGAACAACUAUAUGAGAGCGCUCUUGAUCGCUUUCCUGGCGUGUUUCUUCAAUAUCAUCUUGCACACAACGCUGUCAUCGCCGAUCGUCGUCAGCCUACCGUCAUAUCAGGCAUUCCCAAGGCUCUUCUACAAGGCAUCCUGACCGCUCGCAUCUUGCGUGGUGAUGCCAAAAAUGCUUACCUUACGCUUGACACCGCCUUGAGACUUUUCCCUACCAGAAUACCUACUCGAUUUGUCACUCUCUUUGUGCAAGAACGUCCUCUUGAUGAAGCCUACAAGGUCUUCAUGCUCGCUUGUCAAGCUGGUGCUACUCCUGGUCACGAUGCUUUGAAGAUUCUCCUUACAAGGCUGAGGAAAGUUGCUGCUACAAGCCCAAUUGAGAAUGCUUCUCUAGUGCGUGCAAUGAUGAUGGCUUGCUACGCACACAACAUCUCUGGUGCGCCUCUCAACAACAAGUCCCUUAACGAACUUGUCAUAGCCAUCACUGUCCUAUUGAAGGAUCAUGCCUAUACUAAAAUGUCUUCCGAGCAACUGAGGCCCAUAACUGAUGCCAUCAGUGGCUUGCUUAGCGAUCUCUUUGGCAUUUGGGCUAGUGUAAACUCACCUCCAGGUAUAGCCUCGUUCAACUCUAUGAUUGCCAAUCUCGCUGGUCGAGGUAAGCGUAAAGACAUCAUCGAUAAUGCUCUCGAAGCUAUGGAACACUACAACCUCAAGCCAAAUACGGUAACUUUCCGUUCCAUUUUGUCAGCCGCGGGCGAAAUGGAAGAUUCUGAAGGAGUUCGUUCAGCUUGGACCAAUCUUGUGGCCGAACGUAUUGAGAAAGGUGCUGCCUUGGAACUUGUAGACUGGCAAAACUUGUUGAAUGCUGUUAGGCGCAUCAAUGAUCCGGACUACCUGCAACAACAGCUCUUCAACUUUCAACACAUUGUCUCUCCUCAUAUCCUGGACCAAAUGAGCACUGCGCUCCAGGCUCAUAAUUUCUCCAGAAAACUCAACCCAGAAAAGAAUGAUUCAAAGGAUGAUCUGACGACAAAAGCAAAAUCGAUGAGAAUCCUUGAACUUCUCAAGCGGGAUAUUGAGUACUUGUCCAACAAUGUACAAGUGAAUCGCAAUCUCUAUACCGAGCCAAUGUCGCUCUUGUUGUUGAAUCGCUCAAGCGUGUACACGAAUGUGCCGGAAGACUAUAUUCGUACAGUCUACGAUGAAAUGACAACAGACUCGUCAACGACUCUCAACAUGUUCCCACCAUCGACUUCCGAGUCGAGAACAGAUAUUGAGGCAGACGCGGACGCGGGCGCUGUAGAACAGACGCCAGCUAUGGGCCCAACAGGAUAUCCACUUGAUGAACUUCGAUACCAAAAUUGGAAGACGAUCAACGAACUACUGUUCGAUGCAAAAUUGCAUGACAAGAAGUACAUGGAUGCUGUUGACGAGGCCAUCAAGCUUGGUACGCCACCUCCUAGCCGCGACACAGAAUUGAGUCGUGUGCCGACACUGGACGAAUUUACAGGCUUGUGCGACUCAGCAACCACACAAAGUAACAACUCACAAAGCACUAUAGCAGGUGGUGAGAAAGCUGUAACACUCGAUGAGUUCCGCGAGAGAAUCUUCGAACUUCGUGGUCGCAAAGCUUGA
Molecule: messenger RNA, 2256 nt
Organism: Aureobasidium melanogenum CBS 110374
Lineage: Eukaryota; Fungi; Ascomycota; Dothideomycetes; Dothideales; Saccotheciaceae
Exons: 1
Coding region: 1-2256 (751 amino acids)
Molecular function (GO): protein binding
Source: RefSeq, a predicted model, not a curated record